UUUUCCUCGCAACAUCGCUGGCGGAGCGAGGGAGCUCACACGACACAGAUUUUUGGGCAAAGCCUUUCCAUCUGGACAGCACCAUGUCCACCAAAGCGGAGCAGUUUGCUUCCAAGAUCCGGUACUUACAGGAAUAUCAUAACCGGGUUCUCCACAACAUUUACCCUGUACCUUCAGGAACAGAUAUUGCAAACACCCUGAAAUACUUUUCUCAGACCUUGUUAAGCAUUUUGUCCCGCACAGGGAAGAAGGAAAGCCAAGAUGCCUCCAAUUUGACAGUGCCCAUGACCAUGUGUCUUUUUCCUGUGCCAUUCCCACUCACCCCAUCUCUAAGACCGCAGGUCAGUUCCAUCAACCCUACUGUUACUCGCUCCCUCCUUUACAGCGUCCUGCGAGAUGCUCCCUCUGAACGCAGCCUGCAAAGUCGUGAUGCUCACUUGUCAGACUACCCUUCCUUGGACUAUCAAGGCCUCUACGCGACUUUGGUGACUCUCCUGGAUCUAGUUCCUUUACUACAGCAUGGCCAACACGAUCUUGGACAGUCGAUAUUUUAUACAACCACAUGUUUGCUGCCCUUUCUCAAUGAUGAUAUUCUGAGUACUUUGCCCUACACGAUGAUAUCAACGUUAGCUACCUUCCCUCCAUUUCUGCACAAGGAUAUUAUUGAAUAUCUUAGCACAUCUUUCCUACCAAUGGCUAUAUUGGGUUCCUCAAGGAGAGAAGGAGUUCCUGCCCAUGUUAAUCUCUCUGCAUCAUCCAUGCUAAUGAUUGCAAUGCAGUACACAUCCAACCCAGUGUAUCAUUGUCAAUUAUUGGAAUGCCUCAUGAAAUAUAAACAUGAAGUCUGGAAAGAUCUUUUGUACGUGAUCGCCUAUGGCCCUUCACAAGUGAAACCGCCAGCUGUGCAAAUGCUGUUCCAUUACUGGCCCAAUCUAAAACCUCCUGGGGCAAUAAGCGAAUACAGGGGCUUGCAGUACACAGCUUGGAAUCCCAUCCACUGUCAGCACAUUGAAUGCCACAACGCAAUUAAUAAACCAGCAGUGAAGAUGUGCAUAGACCCUUCCCUGUCAGUAGCUUUGGGUGACAAACCACCCCCGUUGUAUCUCUGUGAAGAAUGCAGCCAGAGGAUAGCGGGGGACCACAGUGAAUGGUUGAUUGAUGUUCUUCUGCCUCAAGCUGAAAUAUCUGCCAUAUGUCAGAAGAAGAACUGCAGUUCCCAUGUCAGAAGAGCCGUGGUCACCUGCUUUUCAGCAGGGUGCUGCGAUCGUCACGGAAACAGGCCCGUUCGCUAUUGCAAACGAUGCCACUCGAAUCACCACAGCAACGAAGUGGGGGCUGCCUCCGAAACGCACCUCUACCAGACCUCCCCUCCUCCCAUCAACACGCGGGAGUGCGGCGCCGAGGAGCUGGUCUGCGCUGUGGAGGCCGUGAUUAGCUUAUUAAAAGAAGCCGAGUUCCACGCUGAGCAGCGGGAACACGAGCUGAAUCGCAGGCGGCAGCUGGGACUUUCCUCUUCCCACCAUUCCCUGGAGAACACCGACUUUGACAACAAGGAUGACGAUAAGCACGACCAGCGGCUCCUCAGUCAAUUUGGAAUCUGGUUCUUGGUGAGCCUCUGCACGCCCAGUGAGAACACACCCACGGAAAGCUUGGCUAGGCUAGUGGCCAUGGUGUUCCAGUGGUUUCACUCCACAGCCUACAUGAUGGAUGAUGAAGUUGGAAGUUUGGUGGAGAAACUGAAGCCUCAGUUUGUCACCAAGUGGCUGAAAACAGUAUGUGAUGUUCGCUUUGAUGUCAUGGUCAUGUGCCUUCUUCCCAAACCCAUGGAAUUUGCCAGGGUUGGUGGAUACUGGGAUAAGUCUUGCAGCACAGUGACUCAGCUGAAGGAGGGUCUCAACCGAAUCCUCUGCCUGAUCCCCUACAAUGUGAUCAAUCAGUCUGUGUGGGAGUGUAUUAUGCCGGAAUGGCUGGAAGCCAUCAGAACAGAAGUCCCAGAUAACCAGUUAAAAGAAUUCAGGGAAGUAUUAAGCAAAAUGUUUGACAUUGAGCUCUGUCCUCUGCCUUUUUCAAUGGAAGAGAUGUUUGGCUUUAUUAGUUGUCGGUUCACAGGAUACCCUUCUUCUGUGCAGGAGCAAGCAUUACUGUGGCUGCAUGUAUUAUCGGAGUUAGACAUCACGGUCCCACUUCAACUAUUAAUAAGUAUGUUUUCUGAUGGAGUUAAUUCUGUCAAAGAACUGGCAAAUCAAAGAAAAUCAAGAGUCAAUGAAUUGGCAGGGAACAUGGCAGCUCGAAGGGUGAGUGUUGCCUCUGAUCCUGGUCGACGAGUUCAGCACAACAUGCUGAGCCCAUUUCAUAGUCCUUUUCAGAGUCCGUUUCGGAGUCCGAUGCGUAGUCCUUUUCGUAGCCCUUUCAAGAAUUUUGGACACCCAGGAGGAAGGACUAUUGACUUUGAUUGUGAAGAUGAUGAAAUGAACCUAAAUUGUUUCAUCCUCAUGUUUGAUCUUCUCCUGAAGCAGAUGGAGUUACAAGAUGAUGGGAUCACGAUGGGUUUGGAGCACAGCAUAUCGAAAGACAUAAUUUCCAUUAUAAACAACGUCUUCCAAGCCCCCUGGGGGGGCUCCCACACCUGCCAGAAGGACGAAAAAGCAACCGAGUGUAACUUGUGUCAGGCUAGCAUUCUCUGCUAUCAGCUCGCCUGUGAGCUCCUGGGGAGACUGGCUCCUAAAGAAGAAAGCCGACUGGUGGAGCCCACAGACAGCCUUGAGGAUAGUCUCCUUUCUUCCAGACCCGAGUUCACCAUAGGCCCUGGAGGUGAGGAGGAGGAGAAUCCAGCCAGCAAACGUGGGGAGAACCCAGGGAAUCACGCCGAGCCCGUGGAACAUGCUGCAGUAAAGAACGAUACUGAAAGGAAGUUUAGCUACCAACAGCUUCCAGUAACUUUGAGACUAAUAUACACCAUUUUCCAGGAAAUGGCUAAAUUUGAAGAGCCAGACAUUCUUUUUAAUAUGCUCAAUUGCCUGAAGAUUCUCUGUCUACACGGAGAGUGUUUAUACAUUGCUAGAAAAGAUCAUCCUCAAUUUUUAGCCUACAUUCAGGAUCAUAUGUUGAUUGCAAGCCUGUGGAGAGUCAUCAAAUCCGACUUCUCCCAGUUGUCGUCACUGGCGGUUCCUCUCCUGCUCCAUGCGCUAUCCCUUCCUCAUGGUGCUGACAUCUUCUGGACAAUCAUAAACGGCAACUUCAACAGCAAAGACUGGAAGAUGAGGUUUGAAGCAGUGGAAAAGGUGGCUGUCAUUUGUAGAUUUCUGGAUAUUCACUCCGUGACCAAAAACCACCUGCUGAAGUACUCGCUGGCACAUGCUUUCUGCUGCUUCCUGGCGGCCGUGGAGGACGUCAACCCAGCGGUGGCUACCAGGGCCGGGCUCCUGCUGGACACCAUAAAGAGGCCGGCGCUGCAGGGCCUGUGUCUUUGUCUUGACUUCCAGUUUGACACUGUGGUUAAAGAUCGACCCACAAUAUUGAGCAAGCUUUUGCUCUUGCAUUUUCUCAAGCAAGAUAUUCCUGCUCUGAGCUGGGAGUUCUUUGUCAACAGAUUUGAGACACUUUCUUUGGAGGCCCAGCUGCAUUUGGAUUGUAACAAAGAAUUUCCUUUUCCUACAACUAUCACUGCUGUAAGGACCAACGUCACCAACCUCAGCGACACAGCACUGUGGAAGAUCAAGAGGGCUCGCUUUGCGAGGAACCGCCAGAAGAGUGUGCGUUCCCUGAGGGACAGCGUGAAAGGGCCCGCAGAGUCCAAGAGGGCGCUCUCCCUCCCUGAGACCCUGACCUCCAAAAUCCCUGUGAGGUUGACCAGGCAAGAGCAGUCUGCUCCAGCUCUCGGUGGGACACCCGAACAGAUGCCAGGACAACAGUCCCCUGAGAAUGACAACACCAUCAAGGACCUGCUCCCAGAAGAUGCUGGGAUCGACCACCAGACAGUCCACCAGCUGAUUACCGUGCUCAUGAAGUUCAUGGCCAAGGACGAGAGCAGCGCAGAGUCAGACAUCAGCAGCGCAAAGGCCUUCAACACCGUCAAGCGGCACCUGUACGUCUUGCUCGGCUAUGACCAGCAGGAAGGCUGCUUUAUGAUUGCACCUCAAAAAAUGCGCCUGUCGACAUGCUUUAAUGCGUUUAUUGCAGGAAUUGCCCAAGUUAUGGACUAUAACAUUAAUUUGGGAAAACACCUUCUCCCCUUGGUGGUUCAGGUGCUCAAAUACUGCUCUUGUCCUCAACUCCGGCAUUAUUUCCAACAGCCACCACGUUGUUCCCUCUGGUCCCUAAAACCUCACAUCCGGCAGAUGUGGUUGAAGGCCUUGCUUGUCAUCCUGUACAAGUAUCCAUACCGGGAAUGUGACAUCAGCAAGGUCCUGCUGCACCUGAUUCACAUAACAGUCAAUACGCUCAAUGCGCAGUAUCAUAGCUGCAAGCCCCAUGCCACGGCAGGACCGCUGUACAGUGACAACAGCACCAUCAGCAGAUACAGCGAGAAAGAAAAAGAAGAAGAUAGUGUUUUUGAUGAAUCUGAUAUUCAUGAUACACCUACUGGACCCUGCAAUAAAGAGUCUCAAACUUUUUUUGCAAGAUUGAAAAGGAUAGGCGGCAGCAAAAUGGUGAAAUAUCAGCCGGUUGAGAUGAAUGUACAGAGAAGUGAAAUAGAGCUGGCUGACUAUAGAGAAACGGGUGCGUUGCAAGACAGCAUUCUCCACUGUGUGAGAGAAGAAAGCAUUCAGAAAAAAAAGCUGCGCUCUUUAAAACAAAAAUCUCUUGAUAUAGGGAACGCAGACUCCCUGUUGUUUACAUUAGAUGAGCACCGUAGGAAGUCCUGCAUAGACCGCUGUGACGUAGAUAAGCCCCCCGCCCAGGCUGCCUACGUCACGCAGAGACAGCAUGACCACGGACGGCCUAGACAGAACUCUGCGGCCAGACCGAGCAACGCCGCGGUCCCCGAGCUCCCGGCCGCGGAAGGCCUGCAGGAGCGGCGGAGGCCCGUGAUCCCGGAGGUCAGGUUGAACUGCAUGGAGACCUUUGAGGUCAAAGUCGACUCUCCAAUAAAGCCCGCUCCCAAAGAGGACCUCGAUCUCAUCGAUCUGUCCUCAGACUCAGCCUCGGGGCCCGAGAAGCAGUCCAUGCUCUCCACGUCCGACAGCGACUCCCUCGUGUUUGAGCCUCUCCCCCCUCUGCGGAUAGUGGAGAGCGACGAAGAGGAGACCACGGGCCAGGGAAACGACCGUGGCGCUGGCAAAAAGGCUGCCUCCCCGCCUUCCAUCCCCAGCCGCCCCUCCGGCCUCAGCCCGAGCACAGCUCCUCUUGUGCAAGUGAGCGUGGAGGACUGUUCCAAAGACUUCUCCUCGAAGGACUCGGGGUCCCAUCAGCCGGCAGGGGACAAGGACUUCCGAUUUGUAGCUCUGGAAGACCCCGCGGACUCUGAGGCCUUAGCCAAGCUGGGGGAGCUGCAGGAGCUCCCCGGGGGCAGCCCGCUCACGCUGAAACAGAAGCGAGACCUCCUUCAGAAGUCGUCUGCUCUCCCCGAGAUGUCCCUGGACGACACCCUGGACCCUGGCAUCGGAGAAGAGACGCUGGGAGGGCUGAUGCCAAGUUCAGGGGCAAAAACUGUCCUCCUCAAAGUCCCCGAAGAUGCCGAGAGCCCAAUGGAAAGCGAGAAGCCCGACACCAGUGCUGAAUCCGACACGGAACAGAAUCCUGAGAGGAAGGCUGAAGAGGAGGGGGCUGAGGAAUCCGAAUUUAAGAUCCAGAUCGUUCCCAGGCAGAGGAAACAGAGGAAGAUCGCGGUCAGUGCCAUCCAGAGAGAGUACCUGGACAUCUCCUUCAACAUUCUGGACAAACUGGGAGAACAGAAGGAUCCAGAUCCCUCCACUAAAGGACUUUCUACUUUGGAAAUGCCACGCGAAUCCUCGUCCGCCCCUACCUUAGAGGCAGGUGUGCCGGAAACAAGCAGCCAUUCCUCGAUAUCAAAACAGAUACAGCCGGGGAAGCGCCAGUGCAACGUGCCAGUGUGCCUAAACCCUGACCUGGAGGGACAGGCUCUGAGGAUGAGAGGGGCCACGAAGUCCAGCCUGCUGUCCGCGCCCAGUAUCGUCAGCAUGUUCGUGCCAGCGCCCGAGGAGUUCACCGAUGAGCAGCCGACGGUGAUGACUGACAAAUGCCACGACUGCGGGGCCAUCCUGGAGGAGUACGACGAGGAGACGCUCGGGCUGGCCAUCGUGGUCCUCUCCACGUUCAUCCACCUAAGCCCGGACCUGGCGGCCCCGCUGCUGCUGGACAUCAUGCAGUCCGUGGGCAGAUUGGCAUCCAGCACUACUUUUUCUAAUCAAGCAGAAAGCAUGAUGGUUCCGGGCAAUGCAGCGGGCGUGGCCAAGCAGUUCCUGCGCUGCAUCUUCCACCAGCUGGCCCCCAACGGCAUCUUCCCGCAGCUGUUCCAGAGCACCAUCAAAGAUGGCACUUUUUUACGGACCUUGGCCACGUCUCUGAUGGACUUCAAUGAGCUGAGCUCUAUUGCUGCUCUCAGUCAGCUCCUGGAGGGUCUAAAUAACAAAAAGAAUUUACCAGCAGGGGGUGCUAUGAUACACUGUUUGGAAAACAUUGCUACCUUCAUGGAAGCUUUGCCCAUGGAUUCUCCUAGUAGCCUCUGGACCACAAUCAGCAACCAGUUUCAGACAUUUUUUGUCAAGCUGCCUGGUGUUUUGCCUCUGAAGUGUUCUUUAGAUUCCAGUUUGAGAAUUAUGAUUUGCCUUUUGAAGAUCCCCUCUACCAAUGCCACAAGGAGUUUGCUGGAACCGUUUUCAAAACUGCUCAGCUUUGUAAUUCAGAAUGCUGUCUUCACGCUGGCCUACCUGGUGGAGGUGUGUGGCUUAUGUUACCGAGCUUUCACUAAGGAGCGGGAUAAACUAUACUUGUCUCGUAGCGUUGUUCUGGAACUCCUGCAGGCCCUGAAGCUGAAAUCUCCUCUACCAGAUACAAACCUCCUUCUGCUUGUGCAGUUUAUUUGUGCAGAUGCUGGAACCAAACUAGCUGAGUCGACGAUCCUGAGCAAGCAGAUGAUCGCCUCUGUACCUGGAUGUGGCACGGCGGCCAUGGAGUGCGUGCGGCAGUCCAUCAGCGAGGUGCUGGACUUCAUGGCAGACAUGCACACGCUCACCAAGCUGAAGAACCACAUGAAGGCAUGUUCCCAGCCUCUGCAUGAAGAUACCUUCGGCGGACAUCUCAAAGUGGGGCUGGCUCAGAUCGCGGCCAUGGAAAUCUCCCGGGGCAACCACAGAGAUAACAAAGCUGUGAUUCGCUAUCUGCCAUGGCUCUAUCAUCCCCCUUCUGCAAUGCAACAAGGUCCGAAAGAGUUCAUCGAGUGCGUCUCCCACAUCCGGCUGCUGUCCUGGCUGCUGUUGGGGUCCCUCACGCACAACGCCGUGUGUCCGAACGCCUCCUCCCCCUGCCUGCCCAUUCCUCUGGAUGCAGGUUCCCACAUCGCGGACCACCUCAUCGUCAUCCUGAUUGGAUUUCCGGAGCAAUCAAAGACCUCCGUGCUGCACAUGUGUUCCCUCUUCCACGCGUUUAUCUUUGCUCAGCUCUGGACCGUGUACUGCGAACAAAGUGCUGUGGCUACAAAUGUCCAAAAUCAGAAUGAGUUCAGCUUCACGGCGAUCCUGACAGCGCUGGAGUUCUGGAGCAGGGUGACGCCCAGCAUCCUCCAGCUGAUGGCCCACAACAAAGUGAUGGUAGAAAUGGUGUGUCUCCACGUGAUCAGUUUAAUGGAGGCAUUGCAAGAAUGCAAUUCAACCAUUUUUGUCAAGCUGAUUCCUAUGUGGCUGCCAAUGAUCCAGUCAAACAUCAAGCACCUCUCCGGGGGCCUCCAGCUGCGCCUGCAGGCCAUCCAGAACAACGUCAACCACCACAGCCUGAGGACGCUGCCUGGCGGCGCGGCCCCGAGCGGCACCGGCCUGGCCGCCCUCCGCAAGUGGCUGCAGUGCACCCGCUUCAAAAUGGCCCAGGUGGAGAUCCAGUCCUCCGAGGCGGCCUCCCAGUUCUACCCGCUCUGAGCGGCGCCCCGGCUGCUCCGCGACAACAUUCUGGUUUAGCAAUAACGGGUUUCGACAGGACACGCCCGGAUCGGGCAGGCGGGGGCCCCGGCUGGCACUGUACACCCUCUCUCUAGCUUAGUCCCAGACCUGCAGAGGCCGGCGGGGGGCCGCCCACGAAGCUUUCUUGCUAACACAUAUUUCCGACGACUCCUUGGGCUAUCUGAUUAAGUGUUUCCUUACAUUAUUUUUUAAGAAACCAAAUCAUUUUUCUUUAUCUAACUUCUAUUUUUUUUAAGAAAACAAAACAAAAACAAAAUAGACUGGUGGGUACUCACAGAAAAGUUGUAUAAGUCCCCCCUGUUGCUAUUUUUGAUGAUAGAGAAUAAAUAGGGUUUUUGAAACCUU
This is a messenger RNA of Pipistrellus kuhlii (Kuhl's pipistrelle), 8477 nucleotides long. RefSeq names its product unc-79 homolog, NALCN channel complex subunit (gene UNC79). The record is from RefSeq and is a predicted model, not a curated record. Gene Ontology annotation, molecular function: protein binding. NCBI's taxonomy places the organism in Eukaryota, Metazoa, Chordata, Mammalia, Chiroptera, Vespertilionidae. The transcript is spliced from 51 exons. The coding region runs from base 84 to 8090 and encodes 2668 amino acids.